Messenger RNA from Anopheles nili, 2173 nucleotides. RefSeq names its product excitatory amino acid transporter (gene Eaat2). Bases 151 to 1797 code for a protein of 548 amino acids. The record is from RefSeq and is a predicted model, not a curated record. The transcript is spliced from 4 exons. Gene Ontology annotation, biological process: L-glutamate transmembrane transport. Gene Ontology annotation, molecular function: neutral L-amino acid transmembrane transporter activity; L-glutamate transmembrane transporter activity; glutamate:sodium symporter activity. Gene Ontology annotation, cellular component: plasma membrane. NCBI's taxonomy places the organism in Eukaryota, Metazoa, Arthropoda, Insecta, Diptera, Culicidae.
CGUAAAAUCUUUAUAAAUAUUCUAGCAAAAAAGGUAUUUAAGAUACACUUGCUCUCCGAAUGAUCACAUAAAGCUACAAGAAAUUUGAUCGGAUUGUAUUAUUAUAUUGGUCUUUAGAUACUAUAAACACUGAAACUGCUGGGGAGUGUGAUGGCACAUACGCAACAGUGCUUUUUGAAGUCCGAAAAGGAACAACUAAGUCAGCAAGACACAUCACCAACUAUGGCUAGUCGUCGGACAAAUUGUAAACAAAUAUUAGCAGAACACAAACUCAUAUUUAUCACUUUGAGCGGAGUUCUGUCAGGAGUUGUAAUAGGGUUCACGUUACGGCCUUUAGGAUUAUCUAGUGACACUCUGAUGCUUAUUGCAUAUCCUGGUGAAUUAUUUAUGCGUGUGCUAAAAUUGAUGAUUCUGCCUUUAGUUAUAGCUAGCUUGAUAAGCGGAUCAUCUAGCUUGAAUGCUAAAUUAAACGGCAAAAUAGCCCUUCGCACUUUUACGUACUUUUUAUCAACGUCUUUGUUAAAUGCAAUUCUCGGUACAGUGCUCGCACUGACAAUACAUCCCGGUAAUCCCAACGAGAAUAGCGUUGUCCGGGAUCAUUCUGCAAAGGAAAACCGGGCUAAAACGGUAAACCUGAUGGAUAGUGUUCUAGAUCUGGGACGGAAUAUUUUUCCUGACAACAUUUUCCAAGCUGCCCUUCAGCAAGCUCACACCGUGUACGUGCCUAAGGAAAAUGUUGCCUUAAGAGCAAAUAGUACCGACGAGUCUAUAGCGCCUACUACAUCGGCCACCAACCUCAUCGAAUGGACGGGGCAAACCAUGGAGUGGACUCGAAUAGUCGAGUAUCGACCCGGAACUAAUUCUCUGGGCAUCGUUUUUUUUUGUUUAGUUUUCGGGACUCUGCUAAGUACAAUCGGUCACAAGGGACAUGUGGUAGUGCAGUUCUUCUCGGCCAUUUUCGAUGUGAUCAUGAAAAUGGUGACAGGUGUUAUGUGGCUUACACCUAUAGGAAUCGGCAGUGUGAUUGCAGGCAAAAUUUUGAGCGUCAACGAUAUCGGAAUCGUAAUGACACAGCUGGCAUGGUUCAUUUUUACCAUUGCGCUUGGAGUAUUCCUAUACCAGUGGAUCUUCCUGCAAAUAAUCUAUUUCGUCUUUAUCCGCAAGAAUCCAUUUCGGUUUUAUCUUGGGCUAGUUCAGCCUAUAUUGACUGGAUUUGCGACAGCAUCCACGGCAGCAGCAUUACCUUUAACGUUUCGAUGCAUGAAUGAACGACUGAAAAUUGACUCGCGCAUAACACGCUUUGUGCUUCCAAUCGGCUGCAACAUAAAUAUGGAUGGGACGGCGUUGUUUAUUGCAGUAGCGUCAAUCUUCAUUGCGCAGAUGAGUAAUGUGACGUUGAAUGUGGGUCAAGUGGUGACUGUCAUACUAACAUCGACUGCCGCUUCAAUGAGUUCGGCCAGCAUUCCUUCUGCAGCGCUCGUACUGCUCCUGAUUGCAUUGUCCGCAAUUGAUGUCCCAAUCAACAAUGCUACGCUGUUAUUUGCUAUCGAUUGGUUUGUGGAUCGCAUCCGAACAACCAAUAAUCUGCUAGGUGAUUGUUAUGCUGCUGCAGUUGUGGAACAUCUGUCGCGUCACGAAUUAAAGCUUUCUGAUAUUGAUGCAUACUACAGUGACCAAAAUCUGACUUCUAAUGAGUCGUGUAUCCAAGACCGAGAUAACAAUCAGCAGUCAUCCUUUCCUAAAUCUGUUCAAUUGAACGUUCGGAAUGAAGUUCCGACUCUUAUUUCGAGCGCUUAAAACGCGGUUAUAUUUGCAAGAAAAGUUACUUAACCCACACUAAAAUGGUUUAUCAGUAAUACCUAGAACCGUCUUUAGUCAAUAACUAAUCCGGAACUAUUUAGCAGGACGCAUCAACGCCAUCACUCCAUCUUAAAUUGAGUACCCACGCCGUCACUGUCAAUGUGGAUGAUCUAUGGAGCAAGGUGAAAAUAUCAUGUCAUAGAAAGCCUUAGCAAGGCAGACCUUGGUCGUACACCGGUUGUUGAGCCAUUUAAGCAUACAAUCGUUGCUUCUCGAAGUGGCAUAUGACUCUAGAUCGUCAAGCCUAUAAAGAAGUGGUCAACCUUUGAAUAUAUUAGAAGUGACUUUUUGGAGAAUUCAAAUAUAGAAUGUU